Messenger RNA from Paramecium primaurelia, 2015 nucleotides. The record is from the annotation of a GenBank genome assembly. Lineage: Eukaryota; Ciliophora; Oligohymenophorea; Peniculida; Parameciidae.
AAAUAUCGUAAAUGAAAGAAGCAUCCAAUAUCAAUGAUGAAAAAAGACCUUUGGCAUCUAUUCCAUUGUAAACCUUCCUUUAUUUUGAUUAUAUUUUUACAGUAUUGAUAUCAUAGUUAUAGUUAGUACAUAUAUUUCAUAAUAGAAAUAAUUGUCUUUAUUUACAAGGGAUAUGGAUUAUUUUAUCCUCCAAAUAAAAUAGGAAUUGAAAUAUUCUUACAAUUUCUAUUGGCAUUUUGCUAAUUCCCUAGAUUGAUAUUAGGAUCGAUUGGUAAUAAAACUGAAUCUCCUUCAUAAAUUUUAUGGUAUUAAAAAUGACUAUUUUAGGUUUGUUUUACUAAUUUUCCCUUGCAUAUUCUUUUACAUAUUUUUCAUAGUCUUAUAAACUUAUGUGGUUAUUUUGGAGAUAAUAAUAAAUGUGAUUGCCUUGAUAUUUAUAGUCUUUGAAUUAUUAUUUAGCUUAUCAGCAUUUUUAACUUUUAAAAACUAUGAGAAGCAACAAUGAGUUGGAAAUUAUUGAUAUUUUAUAUAGUUAAUUAGCAAUAAUAAAUUUACAUUAUAAAUUUAAUAUGAUAAAUAGAAGACGACAGCAGAAUUAUUAAUGAUGAUGAAUCAUUAAUUUCUAAUGAUCAUUAAGUGAAUGAAACUUAUAUAAAAUAAUAUAAGAAAGUUAAAUUACUUCGAGUGGGAGCAUAUGGUAAAGCAUAUUUAGUUACAUCCAAUGAUUAAGAUGAAACUAAUUAUGUUAUGAAAGUAGUACCUUAAUCCAUUUCAGCAAAUACAGAAGCAUAAAUAUAAUAAAAUCUUAAACAUGAUAACAUUAUCUAAUAUUUUGAAACUUUUAUUGAGAAUAAAGACAGAUUAUGUUUAAUUAUGGAAUAUGCAAAUAGUAAUAUAAUUCAUUUUCAUCUAUUAGAUGGCACUCUUGGUCAGGAUUUAAAAUAAAGAACACAACCUUUGCCUGAAGCAUAAAUAGAUGAUUUGUUUACUCAAUUAUGUUUAGCUUUGAAAUGUGUACAUUCUUAAAAGAUAAUUCAUAGAGAUAUCAAAUCAGAAAAUGUUUUUUUGCAUGAUGAUAAAAUUAAAUUAGGAGAUUUUGGAAUUGCUAGAUCAGUUGAAUAAGAUUUGGCUACUGCAUUUAUAGGUUCUCCCUAUUAUAUUUCACCUGAAAUAAUACAAAAUUAACCUUAUUCAUACAAAAGUGAUAUAUGGUCAUUGGGUGUUCUUCUUUAUGAAAUGUGCACAUUUAAAUAUCCAUUUACUGCUGAUUCAUUACCAGCACUAGCCAUUAAAGAUAGUGAAAACAAAAAUAUCACCAAUAAGUGCUUAGUAAUAUUCUCAAAAUAUGAAAAAUUUAAUUCAACAAAUUUUAUAAUUACAUUAAGAUACCUGCUUAACCUAUUUAAAGUAAAGUUAUUUUUGAGAUUAGAGAAAUAACAACACUAGGUAGUUAUAAAAAAAGAUGAAUAUAUACAAAACAAAAAAUUAUCAAGAGAAGAAUAAUAAAAAUUCAUGAGAGAAGAUAUCUAAAAGAAAGUAAAUUAUAUUUUCAAUAUAGAAAUGUCAAAAAAAACCUUAAAAAGUAGUUAUAGAAUUAUUUGGUUAGCCUAAAAUAAAAUAAGAGUAAUAAUAAUAAUAAAUCACUUAAAAUGAUAAAAAAUAAUCAAAAGGAAGAGAUAUUCCAGUCGAAAUUUAUUUACCUUCUAUUUUCAAGAUCUGAGUUCUUGGAGUAAUAAUAAGAAUAAUAAUAACAAGAAUAAUAAGAAUAAUAAUUAUAUUAACCUAAAAAAGAAAUUGAUAAUAAUAUGAAUUAAUUACUUUUAGAAAGAUAAUCUUCUGAAAUUUAACAACUCAAGGAGUUAAUGAUUCAAAUAAAGAAAAAUAAGUACCCAAAAAAUAAGAAAUUGUUAAAAAUUAUCUUAGGAAACUUAGGCUGUUAAUAAAACCUAUCAUAAAAUUAAGCUUUGAAAGAGCAGAAAAAUAAGAAUGAAAUUGGAAUAAGUCUUUUGAUCUGA